GUCCCCGUAAGAUGAGCCAGUGCUUAAUUUUCUCACGUUCCAACUUGGGCCAAAUGUUAGGUGCUUGUGGACCCAUCUCUAUCCCGUCUUCCUCCCACCCUCCGUACUAUAAAACACAUCACUUCUCGGUUUCUCUUGCCCACAUUGAUUCCCACGCAUGCCUACCAUUGCUUCUGCUCAUGUCGACACAAGCAUCAUCCCCUCUUUCUCCAUAUCUUUCUUCGAUUCUUCUUCUUCUUCUUCUUCAUCUUUAUGUCUCUGUUUCUUUUGCAGACCCAACUUCCAUUUACAGCCCCUUCCUCGACUGUCUAACCAAACACGCGGAUCCAUCCGACGAUCUCUCCGACAUUGUAUACGCAAAAACAAAUGUUUCCUACACUUCAAUCCUUGAAAAUUACAUCAGAAAUGCCAGAUUCAACACUUCCUCAACCCCAAAACCCUCCAUCAUCGUCACCCCUUCCAAGGAAUCCCAUGUCCAAGCCACUGUAAUUUGCGCCAAAUACAUCGGAGUUCAAAUCAAAAUCCGGAGCGGUGGCCACGAUUAUGAGGGCACCUCCUACGUCUCCGACCAAACCUUCAUCAUCCUCGACCUCUUCAACCUCAGAAACAUCUCCGUCGACAUCCCAAACGAGGUUGCCGUCGUUCAGUCGGGGGCCACCCUCGGAGAGUUAUAUUACCGUAUCUGGGAAAAAAGUAAGGUUCAUGGAUUCCCUGCAGGGGUGUGUCCCACCGUCGGCGUGGGAGGUCAUCUGGGCGGAGGAGGGUACGGCAACAUGCUUCGAAAAUACGGCUUGUCUGUGGAUCAUAUUAUUGAUGCUACGAUUGUCGAUGUGAACGGUAGAAUAUUAAACAAGGAUUCCAUGGGAGAAAAUCUUUUCUGGGCUAUUAAAGGAGGAGGAGGCGGCAGUUUUGGGGUUAUACUGUCCUUCACUGUUAAACUCGUUCGCGUGCCAGAAACUGUAACUGUCUUCCGAGUUCAGAAGACACUGGAAGAAAAUGCCACCGAUCUCGUGGUUCAGUGGCAAGAUGUUGCUCCUCAAACAGAUGACAGGCUUUUCAUGAGGCUGCUUUUACAGCCCGUGACUUCUAAGGUGAACAAGAAUCAGAAAACAGUGAGAGCUUCCGUGGUGACAUUGUUUCUCGGACGGUCCGAUGAACUGGUGACACUAUUGGAGAAGGAGUUUCCUCUGCUGGGUCUGAAGAAAGAAAACUGCAACGAAACGAGCUGGAUUGAUUCUGUGCUUUGGUGGGCAAAUUUCGCUUUGGGAACAAAGCCAGAAGUGUUGCUCGACAGGAAGCUGAACUCCGCGAACUUCCUCAAGAGGAAAUCAGAUUAUGUUCAGACGCCAAUCUCCAGAGCUGGUCUGGAGUGGAUAUGGAAGAAGAUGAUAGAGCUGGGGAAAACAGGGUUUGUUUUCAAUCCUUACGGAGGAAGAAUGAGCGAGAUUCCGUCAGAUGCGACGGCGUUUCCUCAUCGAGCAGGGAAUCUGUUCAAGAUUCAGUAUUCGGUGAAUUGGAACGAAGCAGGAAGUGCAGCGGACAAGAAUUUCACAAGUCAAGCGAGAAGGCUGUACAGUUAUAUGACGCCAUUCGUGUCGAAGAAUCCAAGGAGCGCCUUCUUGAAUUACAGGGACCUGGAUAUCGGGAUCAAUCAUUUUGAGGAGAACAGCUUCGAAGAAGGUCAAGUUUAUGGAAGAAAAUACUUCAACGACAACUUGGAGAGGCUGGUGAAGGUGAAGAGCGCUGUGGAUCCCCAAAACUUUUUCAGAAACGAGCAGAGCAUACCCGUGCUUCCAAAAUAGUUAUGAGGAGGGUGAUCGAGCAACGAAGCAGAUUCCUCCGAACACGAUUAUGUUUGAUUAUUGCAGAAUUUCCUUUUUUUAUUAUUUAAUUUUCAAUCAUUAAAAUCUAAACAUUGUACUGUAACUAGGCUCAUAGCGAUAAUAAAGAUAUUAAGAUUGUGCAAA
Molecule: messenger RNA, 1967 nt
Organism: Prosopis cineraria
Lineage: Eukaryota; Viridiplantae; Streptophyta; Magnoliopsida; Fabales; Fabaceae
Product: berberine bridge enzyme-like 21
Exons: 1
Coding region: 12-1802 (596 amino acids)
Molecular function (GO): oxidoreductase activity; FAD binding
Source: RefSeq, a predicted model, not a curated record